Lindgomyces ingoldianus is the source of this 345-nucleotide messenger RNA. RefSeq lists its product as uncharacterized. The transcript has 4 exons. Lineage: Eukaryota; Fungi; Ascomycota; Dothideomycetes; Pleosporales; Lindgomycetaceae. The record is from RefSeq and is a predicted model, not a curated record. The coding region runs from base 1 to 345 and encodes 114 amino acids.
AUGGAGAAAGCAAACCCUCCAGCAAACGCCUCACCCCAGACCAUCAUCCUGAAGGCAUGCGUUCACGCUAUUCGCCACAUCUUUGUCCCCAGCGGUACAUCCACCAUCUCCAAUUUCCGCAAAAACGGCCGAGCAUUGCGCUGGCUUCGUGAAACUAUUGGCGUAGCAGGCGGAGCCGUUACCUUCGAUUUUGUCGAUGCGAAUUUCUUUGAGGAUAGUCAGCAUAAGUGUUUUCAGAGGGAGUUGGAGGGGUCGCGGGCGAAGGUUGCUAGUUGGUGGGCUGGGGGCCAUCUGAAUGCUAAUAGAGGUUUCCAGAACGAAAUGCAAGUGUAUCAUGCCGAUUAA